Messenger RNA from Dalotia coriaria, 1386 nucleotides. RefSeq lists its product as uncharacterized. Gene Ontology annotation, biological process: sensory perception of smell; detection of chemical stimulus involved in sensory perception of smell. The coding region runs from base 61 to 987 and encodes 308 amino acids. Lineage: Eukaryota; Metazoa; Arthropoda; Insecta; Coleoptera; Staphylinidae. The record is from RefSeq and is a predicted model, not a curated record. Gene Ontology annotation, molecular function: olfactory receptor activity; odorant binding. The transcript is spliced from 5 exons. Gene Ontology annotation, cellular component: plasma membrane.
AAAACUUAAUGUUUAAGCUUAUGAUGAUUCGUCAAACACCGAACUAAGAAGUAGUUGGUUAUGGCUGGUGAAGCCGACACAAACCAAAUAAAAGCCUUGAAAUGGGCAUUGUUCAACAUUCGAGUUAUUGGCGGAUAUCGCCAGAAAAAUUCAAUAUUAUCUUAUAUAACCAUCACAUCUUUGUUUCUGGUGAUAUCCUUUAUGGUUGCAGAUUUGAUACUUAAUGUUAAUGGAAUAGAAUCAUUAAGAAGAGUAACUUUUUUACCUAGUUUGUUUGUAACAUCUGUAAAAGGAUUUUUUAUGUUAAUAAAUUCCAAACAACUCAUCAAAAUAGUUGAAAGUUUGCAACAAUUUUGGAAACCAGAUAUAUUUGACAAUGAAACACAAGAAAUGAUUCGAAAAUUGCUCCGUAAAGUGACUCUAUUAUGUGCGUCGUAUUCUUUAUCAGGACUAGGUGUAUGCAUUUUGAUAGCCACUAUGCCGUUACUAAGCAUACAAGAAAGAUCACUUAUUUAUAAUGAUUUUACAUUCUGCAAUCUACAAAGUUUAUUCUGUUGGAUUCCAAUGUACAUUUGGCAGUUUUACGCCUUAAUGCUUGAAAUGAUACCUGCUUGUCUUGGAUUUGAUUGUUUAUUUGUUAGUUUUAUCGGUUAUAUUAUGACUGCGUGUUCGUUAAUCAAAAUAGCUUUACAAAAACUAAACACAGAUAAUCUGAAAAAACGCCAUUACAUUUUAAAAGAAAUUGUUAAACAGCAUGAUUUUAUGAUGACAUUUUUAAAUUCAGUUAACGAUAUGUUUACGAUUGUAAUGCUAUUGCAAUUUUGGGGUUCUUUAUGGUCUAUGAUAUUGAUGCUGAAUAUGAUGGUUGCUAAUGGAUUACCACCAAGAGCUGCAGAUGUAGCUUAUUUUGGAACCCUUUACGCAAUCAUUUUCUUUCAAAUAUUUAUAUAUUCCACAGGAGGAGCAAUAAUUGAAGACAGGGUAUAAUGGUCAACUGGUAUGGGCCGAAUCGCACAGAAUUACGCAAAAAUUUAUCACUAAUGAUUUUUCGAGCACAACGAACAAAGAUACUAAAUGCAGGAAAAAUGUCUGAUUUGAAUUAUCCUUUGUUUAUUGCAACUGUAAAGAAUUCUCUGUCAGUAUUUACAUUAAUUUUCCAAUUGGCUAAUCAGGACACUAAAUAAGUUGAACGAAAUACAUUGCUCAUUUACCGGACAUUCAAUAUACAACAAGAAAUGUGUCCUGUUAUAUUUAGGGCUGUAAGUAUUAAAAAUGAAAGAUUCAGGAUUAAUGAAUCUAAACCAACAUAGCAAUGUAUAGCAUGUGUUAAACUAUGAUAUAAUCAAUAAUAUUUUAUAUAAAUAUAAAUACAAUGAAACAAAAGAA